UUUUUCUCUUUCCUAACCUCCCGCACCUCGCUUCACCAAAGAUUACGAUAUCGGCAGCCCCACACACCCGCUAUAAAGCUUCGGCCCUGAGUCUCUAGAUUUCACAGGUAAAUCUUGUUUUCAAAAUAAACAUGUGGAGCUGGUUUGGAGGUGGUGCCGCAAAGAAGAAGGACUCUGCCAAGGAUGCUAUUCUCAAGUUACGGGAGCAGCUGGAGAUGCUGCAAAAGAAAGAGAAGCAUCUCGAAGGAGAGAUUGCGGAACAAGACGCUAUCGCUCGCAAGAUGGUCCAGACAAAUAAAAACGCCGCCAUGACUGCAUUAAGACGCAAGAAGACUCACGAGACUCACCUCGCUUCAACUGUCGCUCAGAUCAAUACCAUUGAGCAGCAGAUGCACUCUAUCGAGACAGCGAACUUGAAUUUUGAGACUCUGAAGGUUAUGCAAUCCGCUAGUGAUGCCAUGAAGAAAAUUCAUAACGGCAUGAACCUGGAUAAGGUCGACAUGACAAUGGAGGAAAUCAGAGAGCAGCAACAGAUUGCCGAGGAGAUCGGUAAUGCGAUUGUCAAUAUGAGCGAGCCUACCGACGAGUCUGAGUUGUUGAAGGAGUUGGACAAUAUCAAGCAAGAACAGUUAGAUACUCAAAUGCUCAGCGCCCCGUCUGCUCCGAUUACUGCGACGCCCCAAACCACCAAGGGCAAGAUGAUCGAAGAGGACGAAGAUGCAGAACUGAUGAAGUUGAAAGCGGAAAUGGCAAUGUAAUAAACAAUUGGAUAAUCGCUAUUAUAAGAGCCAGAAAUCUAGGUUGGGGAGUUUAGAAUUUGUAUUUGUUUCCUAAUUUUUUACGACAGACCGUUUCGCAGAAGAUUGAUUUCUGGGUGCUGGCACAGUCAUUUUUCCCCCUUACCUGUUUACUAGGAUUUUAUUUUCCCUGGUGCUCGGGGAGGGAGCCUGUCGGGUUAGCAACGGUCAGGGCAAGUCUUGGGAUGAUGUCUGCAGGUGUACACACUAUCUCCAUGUUUGUGUUUCCUUGAUUAUGGCGUCCAGAUGUCUUGUGGAUAACCUUUUCUCUCUCAACCUCUCCCCCUUCUGCUGCCCCUCUCAUCAUUUGUUAUUGUCUUCUCCCCUUUCCGUCUUUUCUUUGGUUCCUUUGCGGGCAACUCGGUGGCUUAGUUUGGCUUUGGGAGCAAGUGGAGUGUUUUGUUUCCUUCCUUUCCUUUCCUUUUUACGUUGCGUGGGCAUUUGUACUCAGAUUUCGAAUAGCUAUACUUUGGCAACGGA
Tuber melanosporum (Perigord truffle) is the source of this 1277-nucleotide messenger RNA. RefSeq lists its product as uncharacterized. Lineage: Eukaryota; Fungi; Ascomycota; Pezizomycetes; Pezizales; Tuberaceae. The record is from RefSeq and is a predicted model, not a curated record. Gene Ontology annotation, cellular component: multivesicular body; ESCRT III complex; cytoplasmic side of plasma membrane. Gene Ontology annotation, biological process: vesicle budding from membrane; late endosome to vacuole transport via multivesicular body sorting pathway. The transcript is spliced from 4 exons. Bases 132 to 758 code for a protein of 208 amino acids.